AUGCCUAAAGGAAAGAAAAAAGGAAAAUUCGAGCAUAGACGGACUGAGCUUCCAUACUCAUCAGACGAAGAUGCUGGAAUAGAUAUGACCAAUGACAAUUACUCGGAAACAUCUGGUCAGUCAGACCUUAGAAGUAAUCAUGACGAUGCUGAAAAUGAAAUUCAAGAGAAAUUAGAAGAGAAAGUUCUAGAAAUCAUUGAUGCUUUAAGUGCAAGAGCUAAUGCGGCGCGAGCGGCUGCCCUAGUAUCCCUUAAAAAUGUUUUGCAAAGGCGUUAUUUGGCCCACUUGUUAAGUACCCAGCGGGUCACUUUAGCAGAUCACAUAACAAAGGCUUUGAGGAGAGGAAGAGACGGGGAGAAAAAGGCAGCUGCAGCUGUUGCACCACUGUUGGCUUUACAGAUUGGUGAAGAGGGCACAGAGGAGUUCAUGGCGGAAGUGAGGCCUGCGCUGGCCGCCGCCGCCGUCGACAAGUCCGCCUCAUUAGAGACUCGCACUGAGUGCUGUUCAUCUCUUGCGGUGCUUUGUUACCUGUUGGAGGAAGAUCUCACAGAAAUAUUGGAGAUCAUGCGAAUGUAUGAGACAAUCUUCAGUGGCAGCUAUCUUAAGGGCGACGGCAGCGUGAAGGUGUCGGGGUCGGCGGUGGAGGAGGGCGGCUGGCACGCGGCGGCGCUGGACGCGUGGGCGCUGCUGCUGGCGCUGGCCGAGCCGAGGCACGCGCGCGCGCUGCUGCUCGAGCGCCAGCCCUCCUUCGCGCGCCUCGCCGACCUGCUGGACGCCUGCAGCCUUGAGGUGCGGCUGGCGGCGGGCGGCGCGCUGGCGACGGCGCACGAGCGCUGCUGCGCGGACGCGGACGACGAGGUGGAGUGGUCGGAGGCGGCCGCGCUGCCGCGCCUGCAGCGCCUGGCGCGCGACUCGCACAAGUACCGCGCCAAGCGCGACCGCAAGCUGCAGCGCGCCACCUUCCGGGACAUACUCAAGUAUUUUGAGGAGGGUACAGUAGAGACGGAGCGCGUGCGGCUGGGGGCGGAGAGCGUGGAGCUGGCGGGCUGGGGCGCGCGCGCGGCGUACGGCGCGCUGGCGGGCGCGCUGGGCGCGGGGCUGGCCGCGCUGGCGCCGCACUGCGCCGCGCUGCGCCACGCGCUGGCGCUGCCCGACGCCGCCGCCGCGCACGCCGUGCCCGCGCGCAAGCUCAACAAGCUGCAACGGCACCUGCAGAACUCGGCGGCGUGCAAGGCGCGCACCGUCGCGCGCAACAAGAGCCGCGACAAGCGCUCGGCCGCGCUCGCGCUG
Brenthis ino (lesser marbled fritillary) is the source of this 1290-nucleotide messenger RNA. Lineage: Eukaryota; Metazoa; Arthropoda; Insecta; Lepidoptera; Nymphalidae. The record is from the annotation of a GenBank genome assembly.